Messenger RNA from Melitaea cinxia (Glanville fritillary), 2763 nucleotides. RefSeq lists its product as uncharacterized. Gene Ontology annotation, biological process: DNA integration. The coding region runs from base 1 to 2763 and encodes 920 amino acids. Lineage: Eukaryota; Metazoa; Arthropoda; Insecta; Lepidoptera; Nymphalidae. Gene Ontology annotation, molecular function: nucleic acid binding. The record is from RefSeq and is a predicted model, not a curated record. The transcript has a single exon.
AUGUACCGGAUGGUCAAUGUAGCAAGAGAGCACGUUGAUUUUCAGCGUAUAAUCUGGAAGGAUAAUAAAUCAGGUGAAGACAGAAUUUUCAGACUUCUUACUGUUACAUUUGGCACGGCUUCUGCACCAUAUCUUGCAAUAAAAGCACUUCAGCAAGUUGCAAUCGAUGAAGGCAUCAAUUACCCUUUAGCAGCAAAGGUGACUUUAAAUGAUUUUUACGUUGACGAUCUGUUGAGUGGAUGCGAAUCUGUAGAGCAAGGGCUUAAGUUAUACAACGAGAUGAAUGCUAUGUUGAGCAAGGGUGGUUUUAAAUUACAUAAAUGGUCAAGCAAUAGCAAUACAAUGUUAGAAAGCAUAAAGGGGGUAAAUAGUAAUGAAGAAACAAUAGAAGGAAUACAUCUUAAACUAGAUAAUGUAUUAAAAAUAUUAGGAAUUACCUGGGACCGCAGCAGUGACUCCUUCGUGUACUCGGUGAAUCUUCCAGAGAUGCAGCAACCUGUAACAAAAAGAAAAAUAUUAGCUGAUGUGGCACGUCUAUACGAUCCGUUGGGUUGGAUAGCGCCAACCAUUGUACUAGCAAAAGCAAUGAUUCAAAAGCUAUGGUUGGCCGGGUUGACUUGGGAUGAGAUAGUGCCCACAAACUUAAUGGACGAAUGGAUCACUUACCGUGAUAAGUUAAAAGGGUUAUCAGAGUUUCGCUUACCUAGAUGGUUGGGUACUACUUCUAAUAAUACCACGGUGGAAUUGCAUGGAUUUUGUGAUGCCUCCAAGAUGGCCUAUGCAGCAGUUAUUUGCAUUCGUGUAAUUAAUCCAAACGGUUUUAUUCACAGCUCACUUAUUGCAGCAAAAACAAAGGUAGCCCCAGUCAAGCAGGUGUCUAUUCCAAGGCUGGAAUUAUGUGGUGCCGUUCUACUUACCAGAUUGAUUUUAGAAGUAGCUGAGGUCAUGAAUAUUCCGAAGGCAAAUCUGCAUGCAUGGACUGAUUCAACAAUCGUUCUUGCGUGGCUCAACAGCCAUCCCAGUCGAUGGAAAGUGUUCAUCGCUAACCGCGUUUCCGAAAUUUUAUGUUCAUUGGACUCACAUCAAUGGGCACAUGUAAUAUCCAAACAGAAUCCAGCAGACUGCGCCUCAAGAGGUUUACAACCUUCUGAAUUAACACAUAAUGAAUUGUGGUUAAAGGGACCUGAAUUUCUUACUGAAGGUACAAUACAAUAUGCGAAACCUAAGGAUAUUAGCACUGACUUAGAGGCAGUAAAGACACAUUGUGCUGUAGUUAACACUCCUUUCAUUGAGAGGUUUUCUUCUCUUACGAGAUUAACUCGAGUUAUAGCUUAUUGUCGUCGUUUCAUUGCUAAGACUAAACGAUCCAAAGAUAUUGAAACCACUUACCUUUCGAGCGAAGAAUUAGCCGCAGCGCUAGAGGUGUGCAUUCGAUUUGUUCAACAGGAAUACUUUAAGGAAGAAUUGUCUGCAAUAUAUCAAAAUAAGACUUUAAGUAAGAAAAGCAAACUCUUUUCUUUAAAUCCGUUUCUCGAUGAGAAACAAUUAUUACGAGUUGGGGGCAGAUUGGAGCAAUCCAAUUUAAGCAGGGAGAGAAAACACCCAAUUCUGUUGCCACGGACAUCUAGUUUGUCGAAACUAAUUGUUGAAAACGCACAUAAAUGUACAUUACAUGGGGGACAUCAAUUGGUGUUGAAUUUUUUGCAAUCCAAAUACUGGAUUUUAGGGGCAAAACAGCUAGUAAAGGCUACCACAAGAAAUUGCAUAACCUGUGUAAAAAAUGCUGCUAUCACCAAAAAUCAAAUGAUGGGACAGCUUCCUACAGCCAGAUCCACACCAUGUCGUCCGUUCAAACGCAGCGGAGUGGAUUACGCGGGUCCCAUUCACUUAAGAACUUCUAAGGGUCGGGGACAUCACUCUUAUAAAGGAUACAUAUGUUUGUUUGUCUGUAUGUCCACAAGGGCCAUACAUUUAGUAGUUGUAAGCGACCUCACCGCUCAAGCUUUCUUACAAGCUUUUAAACGGUUUGUUGCUCGCAGAGGCCAUUGCCAAGAUAUCUGGAGCGACAAUGGAACUAGUUUCACGGGGGCAGCUGCAGAACUAAAGAAAAUGUUCGCUUCUGAAGCUGCAGGAAUAUUUAAGGAGGUAGCGGAAUCAUUGGCUAUAAAUGGAACAAACUGGCAUUUUAUCCCUCCCCAUUCACCUAAUUUCGGCGGUUUGUGGGAAGCUGGUGUAAGGUCCGUCAAAUUCCACUUAAAAAGGGUAAUCGGCGAUUCUACUCUAACUUUUGAAGAGAUGUCGACAGUCUUGGCACAAAUCGAGGCAUGUUUAAAUUCUAGGCCACUUUGUGGUGUUACUGACGAUCCGAAUGUUGAGGUUCUGACACCAGCUCAUUUUCUUGUGGGCGAAUCCUUGGUUACACCACCCGACUAUAAUUACGAGCACGAUGGAGUAGCGUCUCUUCGAAGGUGGCAGUAUACACAACGAAUGCUUCAAUCUUUUUGGCGAAAAUGGUCUCAGGAAUAUCUAACCAAAUUCCUACACAGAUAUAAAUGGGCGACUCCAUCUUCAUCACCUGCCGUUGGUGAUAUUGUAGUAGUAAAGGAGGAUGGUUUGCCUCCUUGCAGAUGGUUAUAUGGUAGAAUUAUUGAUACUCACCCAGGUUUGGACAACGUUGUUCGGGUAGUCACGAUUAAGACGAAUAAAAACACUGUAUUAAAAAGGCCAACAUCAAAACUAUGUAUUUUGCCAAUUGAAAAAUAA